GCGCAUGCGCUAUUUCAUUUUCCGGUUUCACCGGUAAAAAUGCCCUUACCAAUUCAACAAGGACUUUUUCAGGCUGCAGCAGAGCCAAUGCAGGUAGAUGCUGCUCCUGAGGAAAAUGACAAUGUGGAGGAUGUACAGUAUAUGGUGGAGUCGACAACACUUGACUUGGAACAGUAUGCCAGUCAGUAUACAGGUCUUGCAAAAUUAAACCGGCUCAAAUUCAUAGCAGAUCACUGUCCACCUCUCAGACUAGACGCCCUGAGAAUGGCUCUUCAAUAUGUGAUGACAACAUACAAUACAAAUCUCUACCAACAAAUUUAUAGGAAGUUGCAAGAAGCACUGUCAUCGAACUCUAGUUUACCUGAUGCUGUGGUUGGUGCUGUAAGUAACGUAACACCUCUCGAUGCCCAGUGGAUAGAAACAACAUCCAAAAAGGCUGCCCUCAAACUAGAAAAGUUGGACACAGACUUGAAAAACUACAAAAGUAAUUCCAUAAAAGAAAGCAUAAGGCGAGGUCAUGAUGACCUUGGUGACCACUAUUUAGACUGUGGGGACCUCAGUAAUGCUCUCAAGUGCUACAGUCGAGCCCGCGACUACUGUACCAGCCCAAAACAUGUUGUUAACAUGUGUCUUAAUGUCAUCAAGGUGAGCGUAUACCUACAGAACUGGUCGCAUGUACAGAGUUACGUGAACAAGGCAGAAGGAACACCAGAAGUAACAGAGCAUGGGAAGGACGGCGGUCAGACAAUACUGACCAAGCUCCGAUGUGCUGCAGGCCUGGCGGAUCUUGCCACCAAGAAAUACAAGUCUGCUGCUAAAUACUUCCUCCUAGCUAGCUUCGACCACUGUGAUUUCCCUGAGUUACUGUCGCCACACGAUGUGGCCACAUACGGUGCCUUGUGUGCCCUGGCGUCCUUCGACAGACAAGAGCUCCAGAACCAUGUCAUAUCCAGCAGUUCUUUCAAGCUGUUUUUGGAGCUUGAGCCUCAACUACGUGAUAUAAUACACAAAUUUAAUGAAUCCAAUUAUGCAUCAUGUCUACACUUGUUAGAUGAAUUAAAGGACAAUUUAUAUUUAGAUUUGUACCUAGUUCCACAUGUAAACACACUAUACUCCCAGAUAAGGAACAGAGCUCUUUGCCAGUACUUCAGUCCAUACUUAUCGGCAGAUAUGGGUAAGAUGGCAGCUUCAUUCAACACGAGCGUUUUAGCAUUGGAGGAUGAACUCAUGCAGCUGAUCCUUGAUGGACAGAUCAAGGCCAGAAUAGACUCCCAUAGCAAGAUUUUAUAUGCAAAGGACACUGACCAGCGGAGUACGACAUUUGAGAAGUCAUUACAGAUGGGGCAGGAGUACCAGCGCAGAACAAAGGCUCUUGUUCUUAGAUCGGCUGUCUUAAAAAACCAAAUCAGUGUGAAGUGUCCGCCUCGGGAAGGAGGUCAGGGAGGGGAAAUGUCCAUAGCGCCUGGAAAUGCCUCGUCAGCACGCAAUUGACGCCAGCUUGGACUUUAUAGCCAAUGUUAGUCUUUCAAGUGAUACCAGGCCAAUUUCUUAACUCAAAGACUACCUGCAUUGCGUACCACUGGAUUUCUUGAACAUGCAUGCUCACAGAUAAACAGUGCAUGUAUUGUUCAUUGCCCCAGGUCAAUUUUGAAAGUUGAUGACAGGUUGUUGUGGCUUCUUUGGUGUUUUAAGGUAUAACAUACCUGCCAAGUUUUGCACUUAAUUAAAGCUCUAAAUGUAUAUGAACAAUAUUGAGAAAUGUGAUCAUUGUUAAUGCCAUGGUGAAAAGUGCUAUUCAUAUAGUGAGCUUUCUUGUAUUAAUAAUAAUGAGUGUCAACUUCAUAUUUUAUGAACAACUUGAUUAACAUUAAUUGCUAUAAAAGGUCUUUUUAUCCCAUGCAUUUUGUAGUGCUGUAUUGUUUAUGAUACUUUUGCAUUGUACAUUAAGUUUAUAAUUGAAACAUCAGCUGUCAGACAUACAUUAUACUACAUUUAUAUUAAUUGAUAAAAUGAUUAUGAUAGGAAGUGAGUCUGAAUUAUUAAAUAAAAUCAAUUCAAAGUAGUUGAAAGCGAACUUCUCAUCUUAAGAUGAUAUACAUAAAUUUGCUGCUUAUAAUUUAUCUACAUACACAUCAUGUACAUAAAGGAAACACAAGUGCUAUUGUCCAGUUUAACUUUUAUUAUGCCCCCUUUUGAAAAAAGUGGGGUAUAUUGUUUUGCACAUGUCGGUCGGUCGGUCUGUCUGUCUGUCGGUCGGUCGGUCGGUCGGUCGGUCGGAAUACCAAAUGGUUUCCGAUCAAUAACUUGAGAACGCUUUGACCGAGGGACCUCAUACUUGGUAUGUGUAUUGGUCAUCACCAGCAGAUGAACCCUAUUGAUUUUGAGGUCAGUGGGUCAAAGGUCAAGGUCAGUGUGACCUUUACAUGAAAAACGGUUUCCGAUCAAUAACUUGAGAACGCUUUGACCCAGGAACCUCAUACUUGGUAGGUGUAUUGGUCAUGACCAGCAGAUGAACCCUAUUGAUUUUGAGGUCAAAGGUCAAGGUCAGUGUGACCUUAACAUGAAAAACGGUUUCCGAUCAAUAACUUGAGAACGCUUUGACCCAGGGACCUCAUACUAGUUCCAUUCAAAUUUAUGCCAAACAAAGAGCUUCAUUUUGGUCUAUACAUAUUGGGAUUAAUUUAUAUUGGGAUAAUUUUUCAGGCAGUUUUGUCAGCAACACACAUUUGUCUGAUCCUUUACAUUUGUCUUAUUGUGUAGAGCUGUCAAACUUGGUAUUUACAUUCAUUAUGGUCAGAAAACCCUAAUUGAUUUGGGUCUGUAGGUCAAUGGUGAAGGUCUUGUAUGACAUGAAAAUAACAAGUGACGUACUAGUAUCCCAAUUAUGGAAUUUUAGUUCAUUUAUAUUUGGGAUGUGAACCUGUGAAAACAACAACAGGCUUCACAUUUCAGUCACACAUUCACAGUAAUGAGGAAGUUGAUUGUUCAUAAAGGCUCAAAAUAUGCCUUGGUCUUGUGUUGCAAUGUUAUGAUGAUUGAUUGGUUAUUGAAAUAAAGGCAGAACAAUAUAUUUGUUGCAGUUGGUAACUACAAGUUCAUAUCCUUGUAUGUACAUGUUUAUAUUUUUAUUAUUAAAUGAAUUAAAACUAUAAAUCCUG
Mya arenaria is the source of this 3158-nucleotide messenger RNA. Its product is annotated as COP9 signalosome complex subunit 1-like. Gene Ontology annotation, cellular component: COP9 signalosome. The record is from RefSeq and is a predicted model, not a curated record. NCBI's taxonomy places the organism in Eukaryota, Metazoa, Mollusca, Bivalvia, Myida, Myidae. The transcript has 13 exons. Bases 40 to 1491 code for a protein of 483 amino acids.